CAGCCGUACUGGGUCGUGUGUGCAGGGUGGGAAAUUUCGUUGACAACGUUUGCAGUUCUUGAGCAAAAUAUGCAGUUUUACAUCACGAUGUGGCGACUUAAUGCUGUGUAAACGCGAAUCGGCGUUCACUGCAUUCCUUCGUUCGUCUAUAGAUUCCGGAAAAAAAGUAUUUACCAAGGGACUGAGAAGAGAGAGUGACAGCAUGAAGAUUGCGGUGGAGGGCUGCUGCCAUGGCGAGCUAGACAAGAUCUACGAGACCAUCGCCUACCUGGAGAAGAAGGAAGGCCUCAAGGUAGAUCUGCUGCUUUGCUGUGGGGACUUCCAGGCCGUGAGGAAUGAAGGUGACCUCAAGUGCAUGGCAGUGCCUGCCAAGUACAGAACCAUGCAGACUUUUUACAAGUACUAUUCUGGAGAGAAGAAGGCUCCAAUUCUGACCAUCUUCAUCGGAGGUAACCACGAGGCCUCCAAUCACCUGCAGGAGCUGCCUUACGGUGGCUGGGUGGCGCCCAAUAUUUAUUAUCUAGGUUAUGCCGGCGUUGUCCGUUACAAAGGCAUCCGAAUCGGAGGCGUGUCCGGCAUCUUCAAAUCACAUGACUACAGAAGAGGUCACCAUGAAUUCCCUCCAUACAGCCCUGAAACCCUGAGAAGUGUCUAUCACGUCCGAAAUAUUGAGGUGUUCAAGCUAAAGCAGAUCCGCAUGCCAGUCGACAUUUUCAUGAGCCACGACUGGCCGCGUGGGAUCUACCACCACGGCCACACUGAGGAAUUGUUGCGUAAGAAAAAGUUUCUGCGUCAAGAAGUGGAGUCCAACUCUUUGGGCAGCCCAGCAGCUGCUGAGCUUCUAGACCACCUCCAGCCCGGCUACUGGUUCUCGGCGCAUCUUCACGUCAAAUUUGCUGCCCUCAUGCAGCAUCCGCCUAAAGCCAACACCGCACCGCGCGUCACCAAAUUCCUGUCACUGGAUAAAUGUCUGCCGUAUCGGCAAUUCCUGCAGAUUGUGGACAUUCCAGAGAGGGACGGUUCAUCCAAGGGUCUGGAAUACGACCCAGAGUGGCUGGCUAUUCUGAAGGCCACCAACCACCUGCAGAGGACCACCCAUCAUCCCUGGAACCCUCCUGAGAACAACGGCCUGCAUGAACGGUGGGACUUUAGCGUUUCCGAAGAAGCAAUGAUGAAGGUGGUGGAGGAGCUCAGCGGCGAGCUCGCCAUCCCGGACAACUUCAGUCAUACCGUGUCUGCUUAUGACCCCGGCAACCCCCAGCCUCACUCGGCCCCCAGCUACAACGCCAACCCCCAGACCACCGAGCUAUGCUCCACCUUAGGCCUUACAGACAUCUACAUCCAGGUGGGGCAAGGCGACGACAUGAGAGAGGCUCACGGUGGAGAGGAGGAAGACGAUUGUCCGGAAGAUGAUGAGCCCAGCCAGUACCCUACGGACACCUCUGGCAUGUCAAGCUCGUUUAAUCCAGACGAGAUCACCAUAGAGGACGAGUGGGAGGAAGAACUAGAGAGCGGCUCUGAUCCAAAACUCCCUGGCGGGGAUGUCGCCUACACACCCCGCAUGGUCCUGCCACCGCCCAAAUUGGAAGCUUCCCCCAUUCCCAUGUCUCCCCUCAUGGACCUAUCACCCCACUGCCACUCCACACCUGAAACCACCCGCCCCAGCUCUGGGCUAGAGUUGGACAAAGAGAGCGAGGAUGCAGAUCCUGCAGGAACACGGGCCCCCAAACGGACCAGCGUCGAGGCCGGUGGUAAUGGAAGUGGGACCGCGACACCGCGCAUUAAACGCAGGAACCAAAUCAUCUAUGCCACAGCGGAAGACGAGUGUAAUGAUUAGAUAGCUUUUUUAAUUUUAUUUUUGUAUUUUUUCUGCAUUUUUAACACCGAGGACAAAUUUGUUUUCCUCUUUUAAAAGAUAUAUUUUAAAUGUUCAUUUUUAGAAACAGGUUUUGAGUUUAUUGUAGUUUUUUGGUGAAUGUGAUUUUUCAAGACAGCAUGGGUGUAAAAUACCAUUGGGUGUAAUUAUUUUUUUUUUGCAAGAGGAAAAAAAAAUAAUCAUUGAGCUUUAUACCAUGUCUUUUAAAAAUUAUUUCCUUGUUGUAUUCAAUAUUAUUUUAAUGAGCAUGUGCAUAUGUAUUCAAAAAUUUACAUUUAUUUUUUUUAUUUUAAAAGACGAAUUUUUAUUUUAUGUUUUGAAAUUGUUUGCUCAUUAUGGGAAAAAAAUCUCCAAUUUCUUUUUUUUUUUUUUGUAUUUUCACUUUAUUGCCCAUUAUAAAACGCAUCAACAUUUAAAAAAGGCAAACCUUUAAAAAUGUUUUUUUUCUUUGUGAUUUGAGCAAAAUUUGGUACAUGUUUUAAGGGACAGCCUGUGAAUUAAUGGCUAGUUUACAUCCAGAUUGAGUAUCUAGCAGCAAUUUAAAUCUAACAUGCAACGUUCCAUGUAAAAUGUCAUCAAAUUAGGUUGCAAUUUGUUGCGUUUGUCUUAAUUAUAGUGUAAGUGUAAAGAAACUGUCUCACACCAUACACUGUCAUGUAGGGUUGUACUGUGUCUCUCGAGCAACUGCAGGGAGGACCAAGAAGGCCAGGCUGUAACACAUUGAACUUUUUAUUUUACACACUUCCUCAUAUUUCUUCCUUGGUUGCUUUGUAGUAUUUCAGGCAAUCAGACAGGGCUCGAACUGAAAUGAUGCAAGGCUGAAUAUUCACAAUUAGUGUCCUCCGCUGUGUUCUUCAUGUUCCUCAGUUAACGCCGUCCCCUUCCUCCUCCUCGGCAAAUGUUGAUUCAUUGAUGAAGAAUGGAAGCUGGCUGAGGGGGAUCGGAUGCUUUUAGGGGGACUGUAGUGGUUGUGGAGGUCACAUGGUAGGGGAAAAGAGGGUCAAGUUAAGUUGAUGGUGGUCUAGUUCCCACCGCAGCAAGCUCUGGUGGAGUGGGCGUCCGGGUCCUGGAGAUUGACUCCCCGAUGUCGUGCCGCAUGUGUUGGGUUCUGGGUGUCUGUUUUUGGCAUCUUUUUGGCUGCAAAAUAUUAAGAGUGCAAGGUUUAUGCAGUGUUCGCCCGUGAAAUGAUCUUGGUUUGACAGUAUAGUAAUUUAAACAGCAUGCACAAAUCAACCAGGUGAUCACUUUUUUCAUCCAUUAUAAAAUGCAGGGAUUUUCUAAAAAAUACUUUACAAAUUGUGUUGCCUAUUAUAAAAUAUAGGAAUGCAUCUUUUUGUAUUUUAUUUUCAUUUUUCCACAUCAUAUACAAUAUAUACAGUACAAUAAUAUACACAAUUCCAGUCCAGUCAUAAUACUGAAACAGCACUUUUGAAAAUGACUAAUGACCUCCCUGGCAGCUAAUUCCAGUCUUCUCACAAGGGAUGCUCCGAUCAGGGUUUAUGCUGCCGAUUCCAAUACCGAUAAUCUAGGACUGAAAUCGGCCGAUACCAAUCACAUGGAUUAAUUACACAUUUUUCAAUUAAUUUAUAAGUGAUCCUGGCCAUAUAUGAAUAAAGGAACCAUAAAAUCACCUUAAUUUAGACAAAAACAUAUCUGACUUUUUGAAGAGAACAUACUGUACAUCGCUGGUGAAACUUAGAGGCCGAGACACCUUCUUUAAGGACACUUUGGAUGUGAGAGUACAUUGGUGGAGCUCCAGCAGGACUUCCAGGUGAGUGAGAGAGCACUCGGCAAACCCGGUGUCUUCCACCUCUGAGAAAGGCUGGUCAUCUCAUCCGCUGAAUUCAAUUUUUCGGGUUAUUAGCUUAGCAUUCUGACUGCCACGUACAUAUUACGGGCGAGUUCCCACAUAGCUGCUUUAGCCGCCGUUGACUGAUGAUCACACCGCGACUCCGUCAAAUGUUUGUUCAAAUGCUGUGUUAAAGCUUUUUUAAAUGCUACGGUGCUGCAGGAUGGAUGUCGUGGCAUGUGUUGGUAAAGUUCCACAUAGCAGACAUGAAUGUUUUUGUUUUGGCACGCCUGUGCACUGUGAAGGAAAGUGGGAGGAGUGUGACGCCCAAGAUGUUAGCUGCACUACACGCAUACAUCGCUGCGGACUGGAUAAGUUCCAGCCACAGGUGAUGGACUUUUGUGAUGGCCACUGAAAGGCACUUAUCGGCAUACGACAAUAGUGAUUUUUCACGGAAAUGACCGGUACUGAUCGGUGUAUCAAUCAGAGCAUCCCUACUUCUCACCAUCCUCAUUCUAGAACUGUCUGCCGCCUUUGACACCAUUUCACACAGCGUCCUCCUUAACAGACUGCAGAAUAUUGGCAUCGCCCACCAGCCCCACCCCUCCACCGGUUCCGAUCAUGUUACUCCGCCCCACUCAAUUUGUUCAACUCAGAUCAUCCAAAUCCCUUCUGUCCCCCGUUUUCUCUGGUGUGUCCCAGGGCUUUGUCUUGGGGUCCCUGCUCAUCAUCUACCCUCUAGCUCUUAGUAAUCAUUUCUGUCAACUUGACAUAGAUUUUCACUGCUACGUGGAUGACACCCAACCCCCUCUUCCACCUCCCUCCCUGUCUGACUGCCUUGCUGAAUUCAAGCAGUGACUGUCAUCCAAUGUUUUACAACUAAACAGUGAUGAAAGCAAAAUGAUAAUUCCUCCCUCGGAUCCUCGACGUCCCCUGCAUCUCUCAGUCCCCUCUUCUCAUCUGUACACCAUAGGGGAGAGAGGAGUUGACUUUUUUACCUUCUUCACAUCAAGACUCAAAGCACACUUACUGUAUUCCGGACAUCUUAGUCACCUUGAGAUCAACUUAUUUUAGCUUACAUGUGUGAUUUUAAAUGGCUUUUUCUAUUUGUACUGCUUUUAUUGGUCCUUCUUUCUUGUUUUGUCUUGUCUUGUGUGUGUGUUUAUAUACACAAGAAUGCCUAUGAACAGUUUGAUAAAGAGACUAAGGACAUGGAUUACUGGAACCAUAUCCUCUGGUCUGACCAGAACAAGAUACACUUAUUUGGUUCAGAUGGUGUCAGGCGUGUGAGAAGUGUGCCUUGUCUACAGU
Dunckerocampus dactyliophorus (ringed pipefish) is the source of this 4976-nucleotide messenger RNA. RefSeq names its product debranching RNA lariats 1 (gene dbr1). Bases 101 to 1837 code for a protein of 578 amino acids. Lineage: Eukaryota; Metazoa; Chordata; Actinopteri; Syngnathiformes; Syngnathidae. Gene Ontology annotation, molecular function: RNA lariat debranching enzyme activity. Gene Ontology annotation, cellular component: nucleus. The transcript has 9 exons. Gene Ontology annotation, biological process: mRNA splicing, via spliceosome. The record is from RefSeq and is a predicted model, not a curated record.